Molecule: messenger RNA, 705 nt
Organism: Iphiclides podalirius (scarce swallowtail)
Lineage: Eukaryota; Metazoa; Arthropoda; Insecta; Lepidoptera; Papilionidae
Source: the annotation of a GenBank genome assembly
AUGAAGAUCCCUAAAAUCCUUAAAUCAAUAAAAUACUCUUUAGCUGCCGUUAACAGUAUAUAUGCGGUAACUGGUGUUCUUCUUUUAAUAUUGGGAAUAGUGGUAAUUGUGCAAUACUCCUACUAUGACAAUCUGAUAACAAAUCGGUUCUUCACGUUGCCCAGCUUUGUUAUUGCCACAGGUGUGAUUAUAAUGCUGACGUCGAUCUUGGGAUUUUAUGGAGCAAUAUCUGAACAUUUCUAUGUUAUUGCUGGGUACGUAACACUUCUACUAGCCAUUUUAGUAUUGGAGAUCUCAAUGACGAUUGCUGCUUUUGGAUUGAGAAACGAUGCCAGUUCUGAGAUCAGAGCGCCAAUGAUACAAAGCCUUCAGUUGUAUGAAGUAAGGCUGGACAUUGCUAGGAUAUGGGACGAUAUGCAAAUGGAAUUCGAAUGCUGCGGAGUUGCUGGCCGCCACGACUGGGUCUCGAACCGCAUACCCAUCAGCUGUUGCCACAUCGACUACGGGACAAUAUCGCCGUUCCAAUGCACGUCCAUUAACGCAUACACCGUGGGCUGUGCCAGCGCCUUGGGCGAAUGGUUGAGUUACUACGCCUUCGUUCUUGGGGUAGUUGCGGCCAUAGUCACAUGUCUGCAGGUAUUUAUCACAGCGGCCGCCGCUUGGAUGGCAUGGAGAUCAAAAUUCGAGGAGGUAGAACUGGAGUCU